CAAAUAUUGGAGUUUAAAAUUCUCAAAAGUUGAUUUAAGGCCGAUUAAAAUUGUUGGUUUACCGCCCGCCUUGGCAACACUCCCUUAAUCCCUGUCUCUUCUCCUUGUGUCGCUCAGUACUUCAUCUUGGCUUCCAUUUUCGAAGCUUCAGAGAAAUUUGAAUACUCUGCUUCUUUACGACGAUGAAUUGCUCAAUCUCCGGUGAAGUGCCGGAAGAGCCUACUGUGUCCAUUAAAUCUGGACUUUUCUUCGAGAAGCGUCUCAUCAGCCGUCACAUUUCGGAUUAUGGAAAAUGUCCUAUUACAGGAGAACCAUUAAGUUUAGAUGAUAUUGUUGAAGUUAAAGCAGGAAAGAUAGUGAAGCCUAGACCUGUUCAGGCGGCUAGUAUUCCUGGAAUGAUUGGCAUGUUCCAAAAUGAAUGGGAUAGUCUCAUGCUCUCCAAUUUUGCUUUGGAGCAACAAUUACAUAAAGCCAGGCAAGAACUAAGCCAUGCUCUGUACCAGCAUGAUGCUGCUUGCCGUGUAAUUGCAAGGCUAAAGAAGGAAAGAGACGAGGCAAUGUCACUACUGGCUCAGGCAGAAAGGCAGAUACCUAUAUCAGGAGCAGCAGGCAAUGCAUUACAUCCACCUGCUUUGAGUAAUGGAAAACGAGGUCCAGAGGAAGAGGAUCUGGACCAUGGUGGAAAGAAAGCCCGAGUAGGAAUUUCUGCUGAUAUCAUUGCUGAGAUGACUGAAUGCAACUUAGAACUUUCACAGCAGCGUAAAAAACGAACGGUACCUCCAACCUUGGCUCCUAUUGCAGAUUUGGAGCUCUACACCCAGAUUUCUAGCUAUCCCCUUCAUAAGACCAGUAAACCUGGCAUUCUAUCUGUUGAUAUCAAUUACUCUAAGGAUAUUAUUGCCACCGCAGGGAUCGAUACAAAUGCUAUUGUCUUUGAUCGACCUUCUGGACAAAUUGUCUCUACUCUUAGCGGUCACUCAAAGAAGGUUACAAGUGUCAAAAUUGUUCAGCAAGAUGAAAGUUUAAUUAUAACCGGAUCAGCGGACAAGACUGUAAGAUUAUGGCAAGGGUCAGAGCAUGGGAAUUAUGGUUGCAGGCAUGUUUUAAGAGACCACACAGCAGAGGUGCAAGCUGUUACAGUUCAUGCAACAAACAAAUUCUUUGUAACUGCUUCCCUUGAUAAUUCAUGGUGUUUCUAUGAUCUUGCAAGUGGCCUUUGUCUUCAACAGGUUUUAGACUCUUCAGGAUCUGAGGGGUAUACAUCUGCAGCUUUUCAUCCCGAUGGUCUAAUCCUUGGAACAGGAACAACAGGUGCAGUUGCUAAGAUUUGGGAUGUUAAGACUCAGAAUAGUGUUGCUCAAUUUGACGGGCAUACCGGCCCUGUCACAGCAAUGUGUUUCUCAGAAAAUGGCUACUUUCUUGCAACUGCAGCUCACGAUGGAGUCAAGCUUUGGGAUCUGCGUAAACUGAAAAAUUUCCGGUCGUUCCCUUCUCCUGACCCAGACACACCUACCAAUUAUGUUGAUUUUGAUCAUAGUGGGAGUUACCUUGCUGUUGCGAGCUCAGAUAUAAGAGUGUACCAAGUUGCAAGUGUCAAGGCAGAAUGGAAUUGUCUCAAGACCCUACCUGAUUUAUCUGGCACAGGGAAAGCAACCACUGUAAAGUUUGGUCCAGAUGCAAAAUAUAUAGCAGUGGGAUCAUUGGAUCGGAACCUUCGGAUAUUUGGCUUGCCAGGGGAAGAUGGUGCGCCAGAAUCUUGAAGUACUGGUGGGUUGCGAAUCCUGGAACUUUAUCAGCUGUAGCUAUAUGCAGUUUUCGGGGGCUUGAGUGAUCCCCAGUUAGUAGAUGUAUUCUAUUUCUUUCUCGCCUGUACUAAACGUUCAAAGUGAGGCUGAUUUAACCAAUGCUAGUUUUGACUUUGAGGUUGAGUCAAAUACUAGUAUAAGACAUAGAGAGACUACUAAUUUUUUGUCAUAUUUCGUUAGAAAAUUAGUAUAUUGUACGAUACCUAAUGAGCCGAUAUGACAAAUCGUUUUUGCAUAUUGCAAUUAGUCUAUCUAAAGUGAUUUGUAGUGGCCAGAUAUUACCUUUCCCCUCUCAAGAGCUAAGAUGACUUGUAUUCAUUUUUAUAGAAAUAUAUAUUUUGGUGAUCUUGUUUAAUGGUAUUCGUUUGAAA
Amaranthus tricolor (Joseph's coat) is the source of this 2176-nucleotide messenger RNA. Its product is annotated as pre-mRNA-processing factor 19-like. Lineage: Eukaryota; Viridiplantae; Streptophyta; Magnoliopsida; Caryophyllales; Amaranthaceae. Gene Ontology annotation, molecular function: protein binding; ubiquitin protein ligase activity. Gene Ontology annotation, cellular component: Prp19 complex; cytoplasm; U2-type catalytic step 1 spliceosome. The transcript is spliced from 18 exons. Bases 183 to 1760 code for a protein of 525 amino acids. Gene Ontology annotation, biological process: protein ubiquitination; mRNA splicing, via spliceosome; DNA repair. The record is from RefSeq and is a predicted model, not a curated record.